This is a messenger RNA of Triplophysa rosa, 4299 nucleotides long. RefSeq names its product neuronal pentraxin 2a (gene nptx2a). NCBI's taxonomy places the organism in Eukaryota, Metazoa, Chordata, Actinopteri, Cypriniformes, Nemacheilidae. The transcript has 5 exons. The record is from RefSeq and is a predicted model, not a curated record. The coding region runs from base 516 to 1820 and encodes 434 amino acids.
CUCUAUAUCAAUCCGUUUACCCGCCGCUGUCUGUUCAGCACCACUAUAUGACUGUGUGAAGAUAGUUAAAGCGCUCACACUCGGUCCUCGAGGCCACAAAAAUUUGGAUUUUUAAAACAAUUUCAGCAAAUCUCUUUUUAUUUGGACUGCAACUUGUAUCGGAGUGCUGUUUUUGUGAUAAUGACACGGAGUUACGCGUUUGACACGCCUGUGAGAGGGGCUGCAACAGUUUUUGUCUUUAAAUAACAUACCGUGUCACACUCUGCAUUUGACGCCAAGAACUCUUUGGAUUUACAGGCGAAUUAAAACCUCUUCAUUUAGCUACUCGAUUUUGACUGACUUUUACGUCGUUUGGCAAAAGGACCGUCUUUGUUUCUAAUCAAAAUACAACAUAUUCGCAUGUGCUGUUAAAUAUUUCAUCGUCUAGUUUCAUUCAUACUACUUUGAGCGACUUUUUAGUCCAUACUCACAGAAGUAAGGAAGUUUUAUGCGUGUUUGAAACAGAAACGGCCGUUAUGCUCGCUCUUCUCGUGCCACUGCUGCUCAUACACGCGUCUUGGAGUGGGAAAGUGGCUCGCGCGAGUGGCGCGAAAGGAAGCCGCUUCGUGUGCACGCCCGUGCCCGCCGGCACCGACAUCAGCUGCCCGGUGGAAGCCUCUAACAGGGUCCAAAGCACCAGCCCGCAAGAGGAGGAGUUGCGGAGCACCAUCAUUCAGCUGCGAGAGACCAUCCUCCAGCAAAAGAAGACUAUCGUCAGUCAGCAGGGCACUAUCAAAGAACUCAACUCUAAAAUCGCGCGCUGCGAGGCGGACGCCAGGUCGCGUGGCAGCGCGCGCAGGAAGGAGUUUGGUAAAAACACGAUGGGCGAUCUGCCACGAGACCCAGCGGAGACCGUCGAGCAACUGGGCAAGACCAUGCAGAGCCUGAAAGACCGACUGGAGAACCUCGAGCAGCAGCUGCGUACCAACACAUCCGGAGGACCGCUUCCCAGCGAUCUGAAAGACCUGCUGAGACAUCGCCUGGGUGACCUGGAGAGCCAACUGUUAACCAGAGUGGCUGAACUGGAGGAAGAAAAGAGCCAGUUGUACAACGAGACAGCCGCUCACCGGCAACGUACGGAGAACACCCUCAAUUCACUGCUGGAGAGGAUCACCGAGCUGGAGAAAAGUAACAGAGCAUUUAAAUCCCCAGAGGACUUUAAGGUGUCUCUGCCCUUGCGCACCAACUACCUGUAUGGCCGCAUAAAGAAGAGUCUGCCAGAGAUGUACGCCUUCACCGUGUGUAUGUGGCUCAAGUCCAGCGCCAGUCCCGGAAUCGGAACUCCCUUUUCUUACGGUGUCCCGGGACAGGCCAAUGAGAUCGUGCUGAUAGAGUGGGGAAACAACCCCAUCGAACUGCUUGUCAAUGAUAAGGUAGCUCAGCUGCCUCUCGCCGUGAGUGACGGCCGAUGGCAUCACAUCUGCAUCACCUGGACAACAAGAGAUGGCUUCUGGGAGGCAUAUCAGGAUGGAGAGCGACUAGGGACCGGAGAGAACUUGGCCCCGUGGCACCCAAUUAAACCUGGAGGAGUCAUUAUACUGGGCCAAGAACAGGACAUCGUAGGUGGGAGAUUCGAUGCCACACAGGCUUUCGUAGGAGAGUUAAGCCACUUUAACAUGUGGGACAGAGUCCUCCGUCCUAUAGACAUCUCUGCUAUGGCCAACUGCUCCGCCUACAUGCCUGGCAACGUGGUGCCAUGGGUCGAUGCCAACGUGGAGGUAUUUGGCGGUGCCACAAAAGCAGCGCUGGAGAUUUGUGAAGAUCGUCUGUUUGACUCCUAAAGACACGUCUAUAGAUCCGAAAGCAAGCGUAUUCGUUUAAGAGGUAACCCAGCUACCAAUAUCACUCUGGGAACCUACAGAAAGACAAAAGCAAUGAAAAGAACCACUGUGGACACCAUGGAUUAUUUCAUCCUUUAUUCCGCUUCCUUUUUAUUUUGAGAUGUUGCUAUCAGCCGGCACAGUAAAUAAAAUGAUUGUGAUUUAUUAAAAAUGUCAGUCAGCAGAAACAAGGUCAGAAUCAAGUAUUUGCAACUCUGCCGCUGGUGUGAAACUCUCUGGUUGUUAGUAGAUAUGCUAUUUUCUGUGUCGCGUCAUUCAAAAACUUCUCUCUACAAACACGUGGCUAUUUUUACGCUCUAGAGAUGGAUUUUUUUACCGUCUUAUUGCAGUCUAACAUUGAGCUUUUGUCAUGUCUUGUAUGGGUCAUGGGUCCUUGAAACCACUGAUAAUGACUUUUUUUCUCGCAUUUUCAGCACUACUCUAUAUCCUGAGCUUUAUGAAACACAUGAAUGUGCCAGUCUGUGACAUACACAGGGACAUUUGGACUCUGUGUGUGUGUGUCUGUGUUUGAUCAAAAGAUUAGUUCACGUUUUUAAAGUCUACUUUAAUACUGCUAUACAUUAGCAUCUACUGCCUCUAGCAGAUUCGCCAUCCAGAAUGUUAAACGCAAAGUUAUCAAGCACUGGCUAACAGCUCCCAGAAGCCCUCAGGAGCUGGAAAGAAGACAGGACAGAAAGAUCUAGCUGAAGGGAUUCACCUUAUGAAGCUUGAUGGAAACCAUGUUUGAUUUUAUUCAGAGUAUGAUUUGUUAAAAACAAGCGUAGGUACACAUUAACAGUGAGAAGUCAAUGAGGAAAGUGUGUUGUACUUUUUUAAAUAACGUUUUGUCAAGAUAAAUAUAUAAGUAUGUGUGUCAGGGUUUUUGUAAACCUUUUAGACCCUUGCACAAAGCACUAGGAAAAUUGACUAUUUUUUUAAGGAGAUGAGAAAGAAAUAUUGAUAGGCACUAAUGAGGUCGUUUUGUGCUCUCGUUUAGAGAAUGAUGACAGGAGGUUUGAUUUAUCUGAUCUCUGAAUCUGAUGCUGCAUGUGGGUGAAUCUGACUGGAACACGGCCGGGUCAUAUUUUGUCCCACAAUCAAAUGGAAGAAAUAGAAAACUGUAAUUUGCAUAACAAACACUGAAGCCUGUUUUUAGAACCAUGAAAUGUUUUGCAUUCUGAAAUUCUUUCCAUGAUAAUUACUCCCCUUAGCCAUUGUCAUUAAUACCACAAUUCAAAAUAAAUCUCAUUCUCUACUCUAAUGUGACAAAUGAUCAACUAUUUCAGUUGUAAAGUAUUUACUGUACAAAUCACAGCAGCAGUAAUUGUUGUAUUUUUUGUAGUCAAUCUUCAAUGAUUUAAAUGAGUAAUCAUUUUAUUACAAUAAUGACAAUCUAAUGGGGGGGGGGGGGUGAAAUGUGACCUGCAGAUGUUAAGGUGAGAUAUCCCCAUGUACUUUACUGAUUUAUUUUGUGCUUGAUCUAUUUAUAUGACUUGUUGACAUUGUAGGUUUGUGUUUAUUUAGAGCAGUGCAAUGUAUGGGACACUUUAUGUAAAUGUGGACAUUUCUGCGUUUUCACGUCUAGAUGCACCAGCAGGCCUGUCGCUCUCGCUGUGUCUUGCUGUGUUACAUGUUUUUGUUUCAAUGUUCAGCUUGCGCACAAAGGCCAGAUGAAAGUCUGUGAAGUGCAGCAUUCUCUUGCUGUAUGCCAAUAAUGCAUUAGUGUAAUCCAUGUUUUUACACGCGGGCUUCGAAAUGAGCACUGCUUCACUGAAAUGAUAUAAAACAGUCUUUAUUCUGCUUUUUUGAAUGUACUGCUGUUUUGUGUCAUAAUGUAAGUAGAGAAAAAAUAUUUUGUAAAUCCAGUUUUAGUAUGUUGCCUUCAAGUCACGUUGGACUGAUCAUAUUUGAGCACAUCAGAGGUUCUUUAAGCUCUGACUGGCAGAGGAGCCCAUGUGUGAAUUAUAGAGUCAUACAUAAAAUCAAUUACAUGCUUUGUGCAAUCUUUUGCUUUUUAAUUUGUUGUACUAGAACCUGAAAACAUUUGUUCUGUGUCUGGAAAUGAAACGACUGGACGAAAUAUGAAACACAAUCAUUUAAUUAUGACCAAAAUUGAAUGCACUUCACAUCAAAGUUAUGAUUUUGAAGAAUUUUCCAGGCAGACUGGAAGGCAACAGCAAGCAGCUUUCUUUAUUAUUAGUUUUGUUUCGGAAUGUAACUGAUGAUAUUUUGUCCUAAAGUGAAUGGCCUUUAGCACCAAUUGUGCUUUCUAGGUUUUAAAAAAAUGUUGAAGACUAUGACAACAAAUGACAAAAUGAGAAAAAUAAUAGGCACAAAAAAUAUGUUGAUUGUUACUCUUCAGCCAGAGCAACCUGGAUAUGUUGUUCAGCAUGGAGAAACUAUUGAAUGUCCAUUUUCGCCCAAUAAAUGAUUCUGAAAA